GUCAUGACAUAUUUAAAGCCACUUAGCCCUUUGCCAGCAAUGCAACAAGAAUUCCAAGCGGCGUGACUUUUGUCAGCCUUUUAAGCUUUCUUGUUCUCUCUGGGAACAAUGACUUGUUUUCACAAUGGUCAAAUUCUUUUCGCCUGGAUGAGCCUGCAGUUAAAGCCGUCACGCUUUAAGGGUCACCAAUUCAAUCAUCGUCAGGUCGACGGAACUUCUUGGUGUGGACGGUUUGCCUUUAGAUUAGUUUUCUUCCUGCGUUCUGGGAUGCCUUAAUAAUAGGUCAGUUGGCCUAGUGGUGGUUGGAAAGAGAAAUCUGUGGUUAGGUUUCUGUGAAUGUGUUGUUUUAGUAUUAGCAAGGCAUUUAGAAAGGCUUUUAGUAUGUUAUUGUUUGCUUCAUAGUAAAAUAUACUGCAGGAACAAAAAUAGUUGGGCAAUGUUUAUGACAAAAACAGAAAUCCACGGUUUGUAAUGGAUUUAGGACAAUAUAUUUUUUGAGAAAUACUCUCAACAUCACAAAAUAAGUACGACUAUGUGUACUGUAUACAUACAAAAACACACACAAAGAGUAUCUUGCACUCGACAUGGUCCCGGUUGAAGCUACUCUCCGUUUUUCCUUCAGCACUUUUUUAUCAAUGGUAAACAUUAGCCCACUCUGGAACAGAAUCCUCUGACUGCUGCACGGCAGGCUAAAUGACACGGAACGAAGAAGAGCGGAGAGACGGCUGAGUGAUGGUUGCGUCUUACAUUUCUGUGUGGGUGUCUGAGGAAUGAUGGAGGGAUGAGGAGUGAUUGUGAGAGCCACUGUUUUUCCGUUCCUGCUCCUCCCGCCCGGGCUGAGUGCUUGUUAGCGCUGACCUGCUCCACAGCUGGCCGCCCUUGGGCCAUCCUGGCAGGUUCACCUGGCGUGGGAGGGACAGGGCGAUGGCCCGCAGUGGUCACCAUUGUGACGACUGCCAGCAUUUGUCAGGGCGGUGAUUACAAGUUGGUUUGUGUUGCAAGUGUCUGUGUUUUGUCACUGUGUACCACAGAAAUAUGUUAAUUUUAGAGCAGUGGGUAGUAGUGUCCAGUUGUGUUUCACUUCACGUUCUCUUCUCUUGUUUAAGUUUGGUUAGAGUUCUUAAAACUUACUUGCGUUGUGGUGCUUGAUUUGGCUUCUUUUGUUUAACAAAAUUCAUUAACAUUCUCUCCAGCCAAUUGAAAAAUACCACUUUAGAGUUUAAUAUACAUUUUUCCACCACACUUUUUCCUUGAUUACUGGAAUAUACUGCUUUGUCCCUCAUUUUUUAUCCAUUUCUGCAGUUGUUAUGUCUGGCUGUUGUCUGGCUAUAAAAAUAGAGGGUUGAAAUUUAGAUGAAACAGAUGACUGAGGGUUUAAAGUGUUGCUUAAGCUUCUGAGUUUCUGUGGAGCUUUGGCUACACGAGUAGUGUUAAGAGUGAUAGAAGAGUGCUGCAGAGAAAUAUACAAAUCUAAAGAAGGCUGCAACAAAAGAAAUAUAUGGACAGAGGGUUCCGUUCAAAGCGCAUGAAACACAAAUGGGCAGUGUCAGUACUUCCAUUUGGGAAAUGCAGCUCUAUAGUUUGGACUACUGUGAUGUUUCAGUUGGCCCCUUCAAGUGACCAGGACAAGUUUCCAUGUUUGGUGAGCACACAUUCACUGGCUGCAAAUUAGUUUAACAUCUGGUCAUGAACUGGGGAGUUAAAAGGCUGCUGAAAGAGUGUGGAGGAAGGAAUGAAAGAGAUGACCGGGGAAUCAAUGGGAGGGGAAGAGAGUGAGGGAUGAUUGGCAGAAGGGACGAGGAUAAAAAGGGCGAGGAGCGAAAGAAGGAAAAAGCGGGAUAAGUUUUGGCCCACUGAUGUCUCCAGCAGGAGGAAAUGCUUAGCACAUUUUCCGGCUCUGUGCACAUGGGAGUUAUUUUUAGCUCUGAAGGGCCGAUCAAACGGUGGUGCAUAAAUUCCCAGAGCAGGCAAGGGCUCCAACGUCACAGAUACAUGCACGGAGAUGCUCAUGCACGGCGUCCUCUUGAAGAUUUCAGCUGGAAACAUACAAGAGAGGAUUUUCUUCCUGUUUGACAAGCUUCUGGUUUACUGCAAAAAGAAAAACAGGCGUUUAAAAAACAGCAAGACGGCAACAGAGGGUCCUCGCUACCUGUUCAGAGGGAGAAUCAACACGGAGGUGAUGGAGGUGGAAAAUGUGGAUGACGGCACGGCUGACUACCACAGCAGCGGGAACAUAGUAAACAACGGCUGGAAGAUCCACAACACGGCCAAGAACAAGUGGUUCGUCUGCAUGGCCAAGACCCCGGAGGAGAAGCAGGAGUGGCUGGAGGCCAUCAUGAAAGAGAGGGAGCGGAGGAAAAGUCUGAGGCUCGGCAUGGAGCAGGAUACGUGGGUGAUGGUGUCAGAGAAGGGAGAGAAGCUCUACCACCUCAUGACCAAGGGUAACCUCAUUAAGGACCGUAAACGCAAGCUCACCACCUUUCCCAAGUGCUUCCUGGGAAGUGAGUUUGUGUCUUGGCUGAUGGAAAUUGGCGAGACAGGCAACCCAGAGGAAGGGGUUCACCUGGGUCAAGCGCUGCUGGAGAAUGGAAUUAUCCACCAUGUCAUGGACAAACACCAGUUCAAACCUGAGCCUGUACUGUACCGCUUUCGCUACGACGAUGGCACCUACCACCCCAGAAGUGACAUGCAUGAUGUCAUAUCUAAGGGUGUUCGGCUCUUCUGCCGUCUUCACAGCCUCUUCACUCCUGUCAUCAGGGACAAGGACUACCACCUGCGGACCUACAAAUCAGUGGUGAUGGCCAACAAGCUCAUAGACUGGCUUAUUGCACAGGGGGACUGCAGAACCAGGGAGGAGGCGUUGAUCUUGGGGGUGGAGCUGUGCGACAAUGGCUUCAUGCAUCACGUGUUGGAAAAGAGUGAAUUCAAGGACGAGCCCUUGUUGUUUCGUUUCUUCGCUGAUGAGGAGAUGGAGGGUUCCAACACCAAACACAAACCUAUGAAGCACGACCUGAAGAUAGUUGAGAACGUCAUCUCCAAGUCUCUCCUGAUAAGGCCCAGUGACGGAGGCUACGGCUUCAUGCUGGAAGAGAGAAACAGAGUCCCCAUCAUCAAAUCUGUAGAGAAGGGCUCCCCAGCUGAGAUGGCUGGCCUGGAGGUGGGGAAGAAGUUGUUUGCCAUAAAUGGAGACCUGGUGUUCCUCAGGCCUUUCUCUGAAGUGGAAGCUCUCCUCAGGCAGUGCUUCAACAGCAAAGGACCCCUCAGGGUGCUGGUUAGCACCAAGCCAAGAGAGACGGUCAAGAUCCCAGACUCCGCCGAUGGGUUGGGUUUCCAGAUCCGUGGCUUCGGUCCUUCUGUGGUCCAUGCCGUUGGGAGAGGCACGGUGGCAGCCAUCGCCGGUCUCCACCCGGGCCAGUGCAUCAUCAAGGUGAACGGCAUCAAUGUGAGCAAGGAGAGCCAUGCCAGCGUCAUCGCUCAUGUCACCGCGUGCAGGAAGUACCGUCGACCCACACAGCAAGACACUAUAAAGUGGGUGUACAACAACAGCGAGAGCGCCCAGGAGGACAACCAGACAACAAACCAGAAACCAAACUCUGAGGAGAAUGGAGACGGCUUCGAGUGUAAAGUAGAAGAGGUGAUGGACAAAUUCAACACCAUAGCCAUCAUCGACGGCAAGAAGGACCAUGUCAGUUUGACGGUAGACAACGUCCACCUGGAGUACGGAGUGAUGUACGAGUACGACAGCACAGCCGGCAUCAAGUGUCACGUACUGGAAAAGAUGGUCGAACCAAAAGGAUUCUUCAGCCUCACUGCUAAGAUCCUGGAGGCGCUGGCGCGUAAUGAUGACACGCUGGUGCAGAUGUGCGGCAGGUUGAGUUCCAGCUGUGAUGUGAUCCCAGAGGAGCUGCAGGUACGCUUCAGUGCCAUGUGUGGGGAGAGGGUGGAGCACAUCAACCGGCGUAUCACCAACUACAGAAAGUUUUCCCGGGUACUGAAGAAUAGAGCGUGGCCCACCUUUAAGCAGGCUAAAGCCAAGGUGUCCCCCCUCCAUAGCAGCGACUUCUGCCCUACAAACUGUCAUAUCAACGUGAUGGAGGUGUCCUACCCAAAGACCACCACCUCUCUGGGUAGUGCCUUCGGUGUGCAGCUGGACAACAGGAAGAACACGAUGGAGAAGGGAGGACGCAGCAGUGCUGAGCAGGGUAAGCUAAACCCGAUGGUUAACGUCCAGCAUACUAUCACCACGAUCGCCGCACCAUCAGGUCAUAGCCUGGGCAGGACAGAGGGUCACGGCCUUCGCUUCCUGCUCAGAGAGGAAGACCUGCUCAUCCUGGACUCCUACCAGAAGCUCCUCUACAAACUCACCAUGGUGGUCAAGGAGAUGGAGACGCACGGUGCCCAUAUUCACGACCUCUUAUCCUCCAUCACCCAUCCUCCGGCGUCAGAGGCGAGGACCCCGGAGAGCUACAUAUCAGCAGAGAGUGAGGGGGAGAAAGGGGAGCGGAACGGGAAGAAAGUGUGUUUUAAUGUAGCGGGGGACGAGCAGGAGGACUCCGGACACGACACCAUCAGCAACAGAGACUCAUACAGUGACUGUAAUAGCAACAGGAACUCCAUUGCCUCCUUCACCAGUAUCUGUAGCAGCCACUGUAGCUCCUACGUGCACAGCGAUGAGAUGGACUCAGGAGAUGAGAUGCCCUCCAGUGUGUGGCUGUCCCAUGAUAAGCAGAAGAAGCUGCACAGCUUUCUGGAACAUCUGUUUAGCCAGGUGGAAUCCAUCACCAGCAUGCUGAGAGGAGCAGUGGUGACUCGGGCGUUCGAGCAGACAAAGUGCUUCACACCUGGAAGAGGAUUACAAGAGUUUCAGCAGGAGAUGGAGCCGAAGGUGAACUGCACCAAAAAGCUGCGUCUUCAUGUCAAGCAGGAUCCCUGGAACCUUCCCAGCAGCGUUCAGACCCUCACACAGACCAUCGCUAAAUAUGUAGAGGAGGUGAAGACACGUCUGCUCUUGGUCUUACUACAGUAUACAGACUCUGAGAUCCAGUUGCGUCGAGAUAUGGUGUUCUGUCAGUCUCUAGUUGCAGCUGUGUGUGCCUUCUCAGAGCACCUACUGGCUGUCCUCAAUCAGUUCAACAAUGUAGGCAGGGAGUCGGACCAGGACAGCUCGGACCCCCAGGACCUUCAGGAGGCACAGGAAGCCAGCCACCGUUGGCUGGAGCAGAUCGCCAGCGCUGGGCUUCUCUUCCAUUUCCAGUCCCUCCUCUCCCCCAAUCUGACUGACGAGCAGGCCAUGUUGGAGGACACUCAGGUGGCUUUAAUUGACCUGGAGAAGGUCACAUUCUACUUCCAGCAAUUUGAAGGGGAGCCACUGGUGGCCAACACGCCCAUGUCAUACCAUGUGGAGGGCACCCGUCAGGCCUUGAAAGUUUGCUUCCACCUUGAGAGUUUCUACUUCUCCCAGCUGCCUAACAGGCUGAAAAACGGAGGAGGCAUCAAAAUCUACCCUGUGCUCUUCACACAAGCGCUGGAGAGUAUGGAGGGUUACUACUACAGAGACAACGUGUCGGUGGAGGAAUACCAGGCCCAAAUCAAUGCUGCCUCGUUGGAAAAGGUCAAGCAGUACUACAAGAGACUGAGGGCUUUCUACCUGGAUCAGUCCAACAUGCCGCCUAGCUCCGCACCCAAAGCUGCCCUCGUCGACAAGCUGAUGCGCCCCCUUAAUGCUCUGGAGGAGCUGUACCGUCUGAUGGAGAGUUUUAUCAGUUGUCGCCGCACUGCUGCCUGUCAGUACACCGCCUGCGGGGCUUCUGGAGUGGGGCUGCUCUCUGUGGCCUCUGAGCUCUGCUCACGUCUGGGAGCCACACACAUCGUCAUGUGCAACAGCGGUGUUCACCGCUGCACCCUGAGUGUGACACUGGAGCAGGCCAUCCUGCUGGCCCGAAACCACGGCCUGCCUCCUCGCUGCAUCAUGCAGGCCACUGAUGUCAUGAGGAAACAGGUAUGUUUCACACACACGCACAGCACUACACGUGUACAUCGCCUCCGUCUUUAUUCCUACUCAGCCUUCUGUUAUCACUGCUACAGUCUUUUUUGCCUGCUACAGUCCCCGCGGUGACAUUUUCUCACUUGGAGUGAAUUUGUGUUUCAAUCUCUGCAUCCAGAAUCAUUAGAUAAAACUGUUUGCUUCAUUGAGUCAAAUGUUGGCUGCCAACAGCAUCGAGGAGCAGCUCUGCAUUCCCUCUGACCAAAUGAGGCAGUAAAAAAAGAGCAAUGAGAAACUGAACAGAUUGGUUGGGAGUCUGGAGCUUGUUUGUUUGUCAGCAUGUCUAUAUGGGGUCAAGGGAAGAAAUUCCAAUUACUUUCUCAGUGCGUAAACAU
Messenger RNA from Anarrhichthys ocellatus (wolf-eel), 6378 nucleotides. It is a transcript of the gene prex2, whose product is annotated as phosphatidylinositol-3,4,5-trisphosphate-dependent Rac exchange factor 2. Gene Ontology annotation, cellular component: plasma membrane. The transcript has 34 exons. Lineage: Eukaryota; Metazoa; Chordata; Actinopteri; Perciformes; Anarhichadidae. Gene Ontology annotation, molecular function: guanyl-nucleotide exchange factor activity; GTPase activator activity; protein binding. The record is from RefSeq and is a predicted model, not a curated record. Bases 2003 to 6115 code for a protein of 1370 amino acids. Gene Ontology annotation, biological process: regulation of signaling; G protein-coupled receptor signaling pathway; intracellular signal transduction.